AUGCAUCUCUAUUUGGCAUUAAUACUGCAGGCCUUGUGGACUGGUUUUUGCCAAGCCGCCAUGCAGCACUACCCUGCAGCAUGGGGCCACUAUGACGUUUGCAAAUCCCAGAUCUACUCAGAUGAAGGACUAACCUGGGACUACAUGGCCUGCCAGCCAGAGGCAGCAGACAUGACCCAAUACCUGAAGGUUACACUUGAUCCACCGAACAUCACUUGUGGGAAUCCUCCUGAGACAUAUUGCGCACUGGAAAACCCCUACAUGUGUAAUAAUGAAUGUGACGCCAGCACUGAGGAACUCGCCCACCCUCCGCAACUCAUGUUUGACAUCGAGGGCCGCAAUCCGACAACCUUCUGGCAGUCGACGUCCUGGAAAAGGUAUCCGAAGGCCCUCCUGGUCAACAUCACGCUGUCUUGGAACAAGACCAUUGAGCUGACCGAUGACAUCGUCCUAACCUUUGAGUCAGGCCGGCCGGAACAAAUGGUUCUAGAAAAGUCGCUGGACUAUGGACGUACCUGGCAACCAUAUCAAUUCUAUGCCACUGACUGCCUGGAUGCCUUUACCAUGGAGCCCAAGACAGUGCAGGAUCUGACCCAGCAUACUCUGCUGGACAUAAUCUGCACUGAGGACUACUCUCGAGGUUAUGUGUGGAAGUAUGAUAAAACGGUUCGCUUUGAGAUCAAGGAUCGUUUUGCACUGUUCGCUGGGCCUCGACUCCACAACAUGGCUUCGCUUUACGGCCAACUGGACACCACCAAGAAUCUGAGAGACUUUUUCACCAUCACAGACCUGAGAAUCCGACUCCUACGUCCUGCCACUGGAGCUACAAUGGUGGAUGAAAACAACCUGUCUAGAUACUUUUACGCCAUUUCUGACAUAAAGGUCCAGGGCAGGUGCAAGUGCAACCUUCACGCCAACAGCUGCGUGUUUGACAAAGAGAAGCUUAGCUGCGAGUGCGAGCACAACACCACCGGGCCCGAUUGCGGCCGCUGUAAGAGGAACUACCAAGGUAGAGCGUGGAGUGCCGGCUCCUACUUACCGAUCCCGAAAGGCACUGCAAAUAUAUGUAUCCCUAAUAACAUUGGUCCAGUUAACUGCGAAUGCUUCGGCCACUCCAACCGUUGCAGCUACAUCGAGCUGCUAAACACGGUCAUUUGCGUGAGCUGUAAGCACAACACUAGGGGGCAGCACUGCCAGCUAUGCAAGCUGGGCUUCUAUCGCAAUGCUUCCGCAGAACUGGAUGAUGAAAAUGUGUGCAUAGAGUGUAAUUGUAAUCCCUUUGGCUCAGUCAGUGAUCGCUGUAAUGGCACAGGAUAUUGUAUAUGUAAGGAGGGCACUACGGGGCCUAAGUGUCGCAAGUGUCUGCCCGGAUAUAGUUGGGAAGAUGGCUGCAAAUCUCGGGUGUGCGACAACGAGCUCAUGCGCUGCCAAAACGGGGGCGUGUGCAUCAGCAACGUCCGCUGCAACUGCCCCGCAGCCUACACGGGCCUGCUGUGUGAGAAGCCGCGCUGCGAAUCGGAGCUGGGAGGUUGUCGAGGAGCCAGUUCGGGCCGCGCUCCCUUGAGGCCUCCUUCCUCCUCCUGGCUGCUGCUUCUGUUACUUCUGGGCUCGUCCCUUCUUUAA
This is a messenger RNA of Nerophis lumbriciformis (worm pipefish), 1623 nucleotides long. NCBI's taxonomy places the organism in Eukaryota, Metazoa, Chordata, Actinopteri, Syngnathiformes, Syngnathidae. The record is from RefSeq and is a predicted model, not a curated record.